AUGGCUGAGCCUGGCAGGGUCCAUGGGGUGGUGGAAACGGUGCUGGGCACGGUGGGGACGGCGACGAGGCUGCGGGUGCCCGCGGAGCUGCGGGCCCUCACCCUGCUCUUCGGGGCGGCCGUGUGGAAGCGGGACACCGAGGACCCGCAGCGGAAGCUGGUGCUGCUCCAGUACAGGGAUGGGAACUACACCAACUACGUGCGGGAGCGGGCCCGGUUCCAUGCCCUGGACUUCUCGCUGGAGAUCCUCAACACGAGCCGGCAGGACGGGCAGCUCUACGAGUACACAGUGAGCAAGGGGCCCGAGGAGGAGGUCUGGCGCAUUCAGCUGGAGGUCUAUGAGCCUGUGUCUGCCCCCAGCAUCCAGAUCCUCAGCUGGGUGCUGGCCAAUGGCACCUGCAGCAUCACCCUCAACUGCACCGCAGAGCGAGGGGACAGCAUCUCCUACAGCUGGGGCAGUGCGGGCACCGGCGGCACCUCGGGGCCCUGCUCCCGCAACGGCAGCCUCCUGCCCCUCGCCUUCCCCCUGCACAGCUCCAGCAUCUCCUGCUCCUGCACCGCCAGCAACCCCGUCAGCACCCACAGCCGCACCUUCAGCUCCUCCCAGUGCAGCCGGGAGCAAGCGGGCAGUGCCGGGCUGGGGCUCCUGGUGCUGGUGCCCGUG
Molecule: messenger RNA, 663 nt
Organism: Neopsephotus bourkii (Bourke's parrot)
Lineage: Eukaryota; Metazoa; Chordata; Aves; Psittaciformes; Psittacidae
Product: signaling lymphocytic activation molecule-like
Exons: 4
Source: RefSeq, a predicted model, not a curated record